CGGACACUAGUACGUCGCAGCCUGCACCCGCCCGCAAGCUGCCGCGCGUCCCUGCAGCCCACGUGACAGCAGGGGGCGUAGCUUCGGUGAAAAGGCAGCGGGCGAGCUCCUCUUUCUCCUCCUCCUCUCUAGUCGCAGCUGCAGCUCGGUCGGACCGCGCUGUGUGUGUGACGUAGUACAGCGCGUGACGGGACCAGCCCGGGGGUGCUCGCGAGGAACUGAGGACAGAGCCGAAGAACUGGGGGGAGGGGCGAGCAGAGGAGACACCCGACGGGUCACCUAGCUUCUUGUUGUCAGACACCCGCCUUCAGCCACCUCCCGCGACUUGUGUGGGCGGCUCCGGGUUGUAGCGUGUCCCGGAUAUUGCACAGGGGGGCUCCCCACCGCCUCCUCUCUCCCCGCCUCUUCCUUGGCUCUUCACUCCGCCCAGCUCACCCGAACACCCACCCGGCACCGGCAGCAGCUAGAACAUAAUGGCGCUGAAGCGGAUCCACAAGGAACUGAAUGACUUGGCUCGUGAUCCUCCAGCACAAUGUUCUGCAGGCCCAGUUGGAGAUGACAUGUUUCAUUGGCAAGCAACAAUUAUGGGCCCCAAUGAUAGUCCAUAUCAAGGCGGUGUGUUUUUCUUGACUAUUCAUUUCCCAACAGACUACCCCUUCAAACCCCCCAAAGUUGCAUUUACAACAAGAAUCUACCAUCCAAAUAUUAACAGCAAUGGCAGCAUUUGUCUUGAUAUUCUCAGAUCACAGUGGUCCCCAGCUUUAACUAUUUCUAAGGUUCUUUUGUCAAUUUGUUCACUGUUAUGUGACCCAAACCCAGAUGACCCUUUAGUGCCAGAGAUUGCACGGAUCUACAAAACAGAUAGGGAAAAGUACAACAGAAUAGCCCGGGAAUGGACUCAGAAGUAUGCGAUGUGAUGCUACCUUCAAGUCUAAAUAACACCUGCAUUAUAGCUGGAAUAAACUUUAAAUUACUGUUUUCCCCUCCCUUUCAGACCUCAUCUACCUUCCCUUCUAUCCCCCCAACCCCACUUUUUUUUUUUUUUUUUCUCCCCAUUUUUAUUUUGGGUUUAUUUUGUGCUGCCUCCCUUCAUGCACAUGCUCACAUGGGAAGACUUUAGCUCAGCAUUGGACAGAAACUGCUCUAGACUGUCAAGUAGUUGCCAGAAUACAAUUGCCCAAGAUUCAUAAUAUCAAACGGAGCAUGUGUUAAAACGUGGCCGACGUCUUCACUGUAACUUGGUUAUGAGACUAAACUCAUCCUUCAUUUCUCCUUGAAAUGUUGAAGAUUAGCGCCUGUAUUUGGGGUUGGGAGGGGGAAGGUGUUAGGCAAAAAAUAAUAUAAAAAAAUACUGAAUUGUGUAUCAUCGUAGGAUACAAGAAUGUGGAAUUGCAAUGGAUACUUUGGUCAAACCCUCCAGAUGUUUAAUACUUCAUGAUGUACUUUAUGCUCAUAAAAUGUUUUGAUUGGAGAGUUGGUGUUGAAAUUUAUAUAGUGGCGGAACAGAAAUGUAUUUUAUGCAUGUCAAUAAACAUGACAAAUUGGAAGGUGACACCCCAUUGAAUAACAAAAAUAAGAUCAAAAGUUUUUGUAAUUUUUCAUUGAGAUUUUUUAUUUUAUUCAUUAUUUUUUUAUUUUUUUUUGGCGGCUGAGCUAUUAGUUAAUCUAUCUUCCAAAACACUGUUAAUAUAGCACUGAAUAAAAUGAUUCAAGCGUCAUUGGAUGACUGAUCAACUAAUAGCUCUGAUCUGUGUUCGUUUUUUUUUUUUUCUUCAAUAAAGUUGCAUAAACCAA
Messenger RNA from Pseudophryne corroboree (corroboree frog), 1794 nucleotides. It is a transcript of the gene UBE2D3, whose product is annotated as ubiquitin conjugating enzyme E2 D3. Gene Ontology annotation, biological process: protein K48-linked ubiquitination. Lineage: Eukaryota; Metazoa; Chordata; Amphibia; Anura; Myobatrachidae. The transcript has 7 exons. Bases 474 to 917 code for a protein of 147 amino acids. Gene Ontology annotation, cellular component: nucleus. The record is from RefSeq and is a predicted model, not a curated record. Gene Ontology annotation, molecular function: ubiquitin conjugating enzyme activity.